AGAAAACCAUCCAAUUUUCACAAUCCCAUUGGACCUCAUUUUUCUCAAUUUUGACCAUUGUGGCAAGCACAAGAUCUGAGCAUUUGGCCAAACAAAACUUGACCGCCAAUGGCAGCUACGUUGGCAACAAUGGCUAUGACCAAUUCCAAGUGCUUCAACACCAAUACAAAGGGUACUUCUAACCCUUCCAAGAAAUCGAUCUCCCUUUUUUCGAUGCAAAACCUCCCAAGAGGACUCACCACCACCUCAAAGCCAUUAGAAGUGUCGGGCCUGGCUGGUACCGCCCUCGCAGGAGUUAUUUUCGCCACCCUCAGCUCCUCUGAUGCUGCCUUUGCUGCCCAACAAAUUGCUGAUAUAGCCGAAGGUGAUAACCGGGGGCUCGCCCUUCUGCUGCCUAUCGUUCCAGCCAUAGCUUGGGUUCUUUACAACAUUCUUCAACCUGCCCUUAACCAGAUUAAUAAAAUGAGGAGUGUCAAAGGGGUGAUCAUGGGGCUCGGGCUAGGUGGACUUGCGGGCUCAAGUUUCAUGCACCCGCCAGAGUCAUCAGCCAGUGAAAUUGCCAUGAUUGCUGAUGCUGCCGCGAAUGACAACAGAGGCCAGCUCUUGCUGUUUGUAGUCACCCCCGCCAUUCUUUGGGUUCUUUACAACAUCUUGCAACCAGCUUUGAACCAGAUUAGCAGGAUGAGAUCAGAUUGAGAAAGGUUAUCAAUCUCUUUAUCGAUUACAAAAACAUAUAUUCUGUGCUUCUAAUGUUAGUAGGAUUUAUCCUGGAUAACUGUAUAUCAAAAGGUUAUUAUGAACUUGAUUAUGUAUGUUGUCUGUUCUUAAUAUCCUUAAUCUAGUUUGCAUAAACCAUAAAAAUUUCAACUA
Messenger RNA from Olea europaea var. sylvestris, 870 nucleotides. RefSeq names its product photosystem II core complex proteins psbY, chloroplastic-like. NCBI's taxonomy places the organism in Eukaryota, Viridiplantae, Streptophyta, Magnoliopsida, Lamiales, Oleaceae. Bases 109 to 696 code for a protein of 195 amino acids. The transcript has a single exon. Gene Ontology annotation, cellular component: membrane; chloroplast thylakoid; photosystem II. Gene Ontology annotation, molecular function: manganese ion binding. Gene Ontology annotation, biological process: photosynthesis; cell redox homeostasis. The record is from RefSeq and is a predicted model, not a curated record.